Cololabis saira (Pacific saury) is the source of this 4527-nucleotide messenger RNA. RefSeq names its product zinc finger protein 385B (gene znf385b). NCBI's taxonomy places the organism in Eukaryota, Metazoa, Chordata, Actinopteri, Beloniformes, Belonidae. Gene Ontology annotation, cellular component: nucleus. Gene Ontology annotation, molecular function: nucleic acid binding; zinc ion binding. The coding region runs from base 879 to 2756 and encodes 625 amino acids. The transcript is spliced from 13 exons. The record is from RefSeq and is a predicted model, not a curated record.
CCGUCGGGAGGAGAGACGGACAUCAGCCCGGGGACCAGAGGACCGGGACAGGACCGGGACGUCAACCCGGGAACUGGGACAUAGACCCGGGGACAGGAGGACCACAGGACCCGGACUUCACCGGGACACUAACCCCGGGACCAGAGGACCAGAGGACCGGGACUUCACCGGUACAUCAGCCCGGGGAUAAGAGGACCAGAGGACCGGGACUUCACCGGUACAUCAGCCCGGGGAUAAGAGGACCAGAGGACCGGGACAUCAGCCCGGGGAUAAGAGGACCAGAGGACCGGGACUUCAGCCCGGGGAUAAGAGGACCAGAGGACCGGGACUUCAGCCCGGGGAUAAGAGGACCAGAGGACCGGGACAUCAGCCCGGGGAUAAGAGGACCAGAGGACCGGGACUUCACCGGUACAUCAGCCCGGGGAUAAGAGGACCAGAGGACCGGGACAUCAGCCCGGGGAUAAGAGGACCAGAGGACCGGGACUUCAGCCCGGGGAUAAGAGGACCAGAGGACCGGGACUUCAGCCCGGGGAUAAGAGGACCAGAGGACCGGGACAUCAGCCCGGGGAUAAGAGGACCAGAGGACCGGGACUUCAGCCCGGGGAUAAGAGGACCAGAGGACCGGGACUUCAGCCCGGGGAUAAGAGGACCAGAGGACCGGGACUUCAGCCCGGGGAUAAGAGGACCAGAGGACCGGGACAUCAGCCCGGGGAUAAGAGGACCAGAGGACCGGGACUUCACCGGGACAUCAGCCCGAGGAUAAGAGGACCAGAGGACCGGGACAUCAGCCCGGGGAUAAGAGGACCAGAGGACCGGGACUUCAGCCCGGGGAUAAGAGGACCAGAGGACCGGGACUUCACCGGGACAUCAGCCCGAGGAUGAUCGAUCCCCCGUCAGGUCAGACCGGAAUGAAGACUCCGUUCAGCCCGUCUGCGCAGAUCUUUGCCCUCAGAGGAAUGUGUCAGGAAACGAUGGACACACCAGCACCCGUCGGUGUGUCUGCCCAGCACCCUUCACCUGCAGGUCUGGGUGGAGGUUUCUCUCUGUGUGAGGUGUGUAACCUGCAGCUGACGUCGGCGGCUCAGGCCCGCCUGCAUUACAACGGCAGAUCUCACCUCCGGAGAGUCAGACAGCUCCGGGCCGGAGAGGCAGGACAGCAGGGAGCAGUCGGGACCCAGUCCAGAUCCAUUUCCCAGACCUCAGGGCUCAGCUUCCAGCCUGCAGGGCUCAGUCUGGCUCCUGGCCUCGUGGGUUGGGGCCUCGGCGCUUCCUCCAGCUCCACGGCAGGAAGUGUUACCGGAGCAGUGAGCGACUCGUUGCCGGGGCUGCUCGGGGCCGCCGCUCUUCCAGCGCUGAUGAAACCACUCCUGCCAUUUCCUGUGGAGACCACGUCGCCAGUCGGCCUUUUCCCGAACUUCAACAUGAUGGACCCGGUGCAGAAGGCCGUCAUCAACCACACCUUUGGUGUUACCAUGGUACCCAGAAAGAAACAAGUGAUCUGCUGCCACGUCUGCCAGCUCAGGUUCAACUCUGAUUCUCAGGCGGAGGCUCAUUACAGAGGAAGUCGUCACGCCAAGAAGAUCAAGUCUCAGGAGAACAAGGCCAAAGCCAAGCUGUCCGUCACAGAGGAGACCAAUGGGAGCGGCUGCAGCCCUGCUGGCCCCGCCCCUUCAGCCGGCAGGACCAAUCAGACGACAGAUCUAUUAUCCAACCCCGUGGAUUCUCCCCCCCCACUCCGGCCCCUGCUCCCCCCCUUCCCCUCCUUCACCUCCUUCACCUCCUUCACCUCCUCUCAUCCCCCCUUCACCCCCUGGUCCAGCAGCAGUGAGCCUCCUCCCUGCAGCCCCCCCUCCGCCCUGCCGGCUCCAGCCCUCUCUUCUUCUUCUGCUUCUUCCUCCUCCUCUUCUCCAGCAGCUCCGGCCACCGGCUCCUCUUCAGGGCCGUCAGUCGGGUAUCAGACCUCCUCCUCCUCUUCCUCUGCUCUUCCUCUCCAGACUUCCUCCUCCUCCUCUUCCUCUGCUCUUCCUCUCCAGACCUCCUCCUCCUCCUCCUCCUCCUCCUCCUCCUCUUCCUCCUCCCAGGACGCUCCUCCAUCAGCAGAGUCGGAGGAAGAGAAGGCAAAGAAACUGCUGUACUGCUCUCUCUGUAAAGUUGCUGUCAACUCCCUGUCCCAGCUGGAAGCUCACAACGCUGGUUCAAAACACAAAACGAUGCUGGAGGCUCGAAGUGGCUCCGGGCCGAUCAAAGCUUUCCCCCGACCCGGAGCCAAACCGAGGACCGGCAGCAGCCCGGGCCCGAAGGUCUCCGGCCUGCAGAACAAAACCUUCCACUGCCAGAUCUGCGACGUCCACGUUAACUCUGAGAUCCAGCUGAAGCAGCACAUUUCCAGCCGGAGGCACAAAGACAGAGUGGCAGGAAAACCAACCAAACCCAAAUACAGUCCGUACAACAAACAGCAGCGCAGCAACACGAAGGAGCCGGUGAAGCCUUCCCUCUCUCCCUCUCUCUUUUCCUCUCCUCUCAGCCCUCAUCCCUCCACCCUUCCCUCCUCCAUCUCCCUCCCUCCCUCCUCCAUCUCCCUCCCUCCCUCCUCUCUCUCCUCAUCCCCCCUUUUCUCCCGCUCCUCCUCCCCUCUCACCCCCCCCGUGUCUCUCUGUCCUCGGCCGGCCGUGUCCUCGUCUCUGUUCUCCUUCCUGCGUCCGGCUCCUGGACCAAUCAGAGCGAGCCGGGGCUCCAUCGUCUUCACGCCGUACUGACGCCGGAGACGGAGGUACGGAGGACCUGGACUCUGCUGUUUGCUGGAUAAUCAGGGACGAUUCUGCUGCAGCUUCACACACACUGUUGGGAUGGAUUUGUGAUUGACAGCUGACCAACAUCACCAAAGACACAGGAAGAUAAAAACACAAUCACUAAAGAGCCUGGAAAGCAACAAUCAGCCCGGAAAACCUGGUCAUGGUUGGAAAACAAGUGCAGCUCUUCUACGUCUGAAGUCCUGACGCUCCAGAUCCAUGAACGUGUGUUAAUGAUUCUGAUUAUCUAACAUGUCAGUGUUUGUGUCAGCUUUAAUCAGCAAACACAGAUCAGCCGUGGGAACACCCACCAUUUCAGUUAUUGCUGUUGUUGGGUUGAAGAUGUGCAGUGUAGUGACUAGAUAAAGGUGGACAAAGAGAGAGGAUCCGGAGCAUUUGGCCUGGUGUUAGUUAUGAACAUAAGGUUUUCAAAAACCACCGCAAACAAAUGGUGACUCCCCCUAGUGGCCGGUUUGGUGACGCCCCCUAGUGGCCGGUUUGGUGACGCCCCCUAGUGGCCGGUUUGGUGACGCCCCCUAGUGGCCGGUUUGGUGACGCCCCCUAGUGGCCGGUUUGGUGUCGCCCCCUAGUGGCCGGUGUGCAGAAAAUUAAAAAUGGCUCCCGCCGAAAAGACCAAGGGUCAUAUCUCAGCUUCUCUCAGUCCUAGAUUGUUGUAUAUUGUCACUUUAUCUACUUUUUUGGUGCUAGGAAUUCAAUUCUGAGAUAAAUUUCCUAUUUCAAGGUCAUGUUGAAGGUCACAUUUAAUUUUGAAGGUAAUUUUUUGCCCAAAAAUCUCUAGAUCCAUAUUUUCACCCCCAUUCCUUAAUUCCUCAUUCAUUCAUUCAUUCAUUCAUUCAUUCAUUCAUUCAUUCAUUCAUUCAUUCAUUCAUUCAUCCAGGCUGAAGAUGAACAGAACCUCAGAACUAAGUUACAGUGAAAGAAUAGGAUUUUAUUAAAAUAACACACAUUUAGAAUUUUCUGCAAACCGGCCACUAGGGGGCGAUUUUCCCAAUUUGUUAGUGGUGGUUUUUAAAACCUUAUGUCCAGAACUAACAUGCUAAAUAUCAGAAACUUCCCAGCUACAACUGCAGUCAGCGACUGUAAGAAGAACUGACGGCUUUGAAUAACAAACACUUGGAAUAAAUUUGAUGUCAAAAAAUGAUGUUUUUGUCAGCAGAGAUGUGAAAUCCAGGUUCUUCUUAAGAGCCUUUAAACCAGGUGACCACUGACUCUCUUUUAACAACAGUUUCUCAAACACAAGGAUAUUAAAGGACUUUUUCCAGGUUAUAAAUCCAAACACCUGUAUGUAUUUAUUUGCUGUUACAUGUUACUGAAAUAUAAGAAUCCAUCACCUCUUCCUCUUCAAAGGCAGCUACAGCAUUUCAAGUUGAAUUGAUGGAGAAUAAAUGUGCUAAACUUCCAGUUUGAACCAGGUCACUGCUGUCAGAUGAAACUUAAAGCAAUAAAAUGUAAACCAGGAGUAAGUAUAUAGAAUAAAACCAGGAGUAAACCUCAGCUGCAGUUCUGACCCCGAUGUCCUGGAGAUGUUUGGAAACGAGUUCUAACCCUAACCCUGGAAUGUUCUAUCUUCAUCUCUGCUGUUCCAGAUCCAUCUCUGCUGUUCCAUCUUCAUCUCUGCUGUUCCAUCUUCAUCUCUGCUGUUCCAUCUCCAUCUCUGCUGUUCCAUCUUCAUCUCUGCUGUUCCAUCUCCAUCUCUGCUGUUCCAUCUCCAUCUCUG